AUGCAACCUGAUGCGAAACAGGCCACCAACAACACCACUUCUUCAAUGUCCAAUUCCAUAAAUUGCCCGGUCAUCACAGCCACCAGCAGUAGUAGUAGUAGUUCUCAUGGCGCCAUGCGACAACCUCUUCGAAGACCACCACCUAUACGGCAUGAUCCUCUUGCUCGCUCAACAACAGCUUCUACGCUCAUGGAAUCAGACCGCACAUCCAUUGAAUUCACUCGCUGUUUAUACCAAGCCAAGAAUAUCGUCAAAGAGCUUGAACGCUUCAGUGAAUCCAUCUGCCCUGCUCUCAAGGUCUCUCCAUUCAACGGCUUUUCCGCGGCGUCAUCGCUGGACGAUCCUCGCCUCUGUUCAAAAGACUUUGUGGCCAAGGUCAACCGCUAUCUUGAUGACACAUUCAAUCGCUUCUCAAGGCUAUGUAGAGUCCUAUUGAUGGUCCUGGAAAAGAUGCAACGUUCACCAGACAUACGAAGGGAACGAGUGGUAUCAUUUCGUACAGAGGUCAUGGAGCAAAUUCGAAUAGCCGAGAUAAUACGUUUACGGAUCAUUUCAUACAUUCAGCAACGUGUCGACGAAAGCUCAAGAACAGCAGCAGCGUCAUCAUCAUCUAUGCCAACAGUACCAAUCACAGAAUCACCAUCAGAUCCACCACCAGCAUCACCAUCAACAGCUUCAACAUGA
Molecule: messenger RNA, 684 nt
Organism: Lichtheimia ornata
Lineage: Eukaryota; Fungi; Mucoromycota; Mucoromycetes; Mucorales; Lichtheimiaceae
Exons: 1
Coding region: 1-684 (227 amino acids)
Source: RefSeq, a predicted model, not a curated record